UUCCGUUUCAUUCCGUGCUGAAGACGAGCAUAACACAGGCAGUUCUUAGCUACAAGAGGGUCGUUUGCUCAUAUUCAUUGUUGUUAGUACUUCUGUGUAAAUGACAUGUACUGUAAGUGCUGCAUCUUGGCUACAUUUCCACUCACGUUCUUUGGUUUAAGUGCGUAGAGACUACAUUUCCCACAAUGCAACGCACGGAGCUGUUUUGAUUUUGCGCGCUGAAAUUUAAAAAUAUUGAACAAGAAGCUCCGAACAUGGAUCCAGUCAACGCGGAACACACAAAAAUGUACUUUUAUAAGAACCGAUUAGAAACCUAUUCAGGCUGGCCGUUUGAAGAGGGCUGCAGAUGCACUCCUGAAAAUAUGGCGAAAGCAGGGUUCAUUCACACACCGUCAGAAAACAGCCCAGACGUUGCAAUGUGCUUUUGUUGCUACAAGGAACUGGAGGGGUGGGAACCGGAUGAUGACCCAGAAAAAGAGCAUAAAUCGCACUCUCCCUCGUGCGCUUUCAUCCUUUUGAAGAAGAGCGUGGACGAGCUAACCGUGGAGGAGUUUCUCAAGCUUCAGAAAGAAAGGCAGAAAUUUCUGAUAAAAAAGACCUGCAAUCAAGUUAUUGAAAAAUUUGAGGAAGCGGCUAAAUCCAGAAGAGCAGAGAUUACAAAAACGGCCCUGGACGGAUGAACGGGUCGGCCUGGGGGGCGAGACAGAAUUGAUGAACGGCAUUGAUGUUCUCUUGCGAUUUAUUGCGAUUAAAGGUUUACUUGUAACACCUUCA
This is a messenger RNA of Conger conger (European conger), 774 nucleotides long. Its product is annotated as baculoviral IAP repeat-containing protein 5-like. The record is from RefSeq and is a predicted model, not a curated record. Lineage: Eukaryota; Metazoa; Chordata; Actinopteri; Anguilliformes; Congridae. The transcript is spliced from 4 exons. The coding region runs from base 255 to 680 and encodes 141 amino acids.